This is a messenger RNA of Biomphalaria glabrata, 4327 nucleotides long. RefSeq lists its product as uncharacterized. Gene Ontology annotation, biological process: phospholipid biosynthetic process. Gene Ontology annotation, molecular function: phosphotransferase activity, for other substituted phosphate groups. Gene Ontology annotation, cellular component: membrane. The record is from RefSeq and is a predicted model, not a curated record. Bases 99 to 704 code for a protein of 201 amino acids. The transcript has 7 exons. NCBI's taxonomy places the organism in Eukaryota, Metazoa, Mollusca, Gastropoda, Planorbidae.
GCUGUAGAAAAUAAUCUAGAUUUAGAAUCUAAAUAGAUCUAGAGUCUAGUCUUGAUCUAAUUCACGCAACCCCCCCCCCUCAAGAAUUCUUCAAUGGGAUGGCUUUAGAGGUCUUAUUUUAUAUCCCCAACGUAAUUGGAUAUGUACGGAUUCUGUUAGCUAUUGGGGCUUUCCUGUUUUAUCAUGAUCCAACUUGGUUCACCAUUCUUUAUACAGCAUCAAUAUCAUUAGAUGGCAUUGAUGGUUAUUUAGCUCGCAGACUUCAUCAAUGUUCAGCCUUUGGUGCAUGGUUUGAUGUUGUGAUUGAUCUCUUUACCAGAGGAUAUCUCUGGUGUGCCUUGUUCCAGGGAGGAUACUUGAUAGCUUGUCUGGAAUGGAUGACGUUCAUGUCCACUCAUUCUAGAGGGGAACACUGGAAGAUUCCUAGGGACAACUUUCCAUGGCUUGUAAAGAAUGUUAUGGCAGAUGAAUUCAAAACACAUUUAGGAUUCUUCACUGUUGGGAGUCUACACCUGUUGCCACUUUGGCUUUAUAUUUCCAAUUCCCAGUUGUUGAUGAAUGUUUUAAUCUUUCCUGAAUUCAUACAAACCUUGAUAUUGGUUGUCCUACUUACUGGCAGGCUGUUAUGUAGCAUGGUGGAGUUCUUUUACAUCAAAGCACAUAUAUUAUACCUCCUAAAUGUGAACGACCAGCAGCAAGGCUGAACAAAACAAAACAGCUGUUACUGAAUUGAGCAACAAGAGAACAGAUGUGCAGUCUAAACAAAAUGUAACUACAGGAAAUGUUUUCAAUAUGACAGAAUGAAUACUUAAAAGACACUAAUGUAUAUGUAUAUAGUCACUAUGUGCAAUAGUUGGCUUGAUGGGGAAUUCAUUCUAAUUGUAAACUGUGAGAAGUAGGUCAAAGAGUAGAUCCUGCUACAUUGUCUUUCAAUAUGUGGUUCAAGUCUAACUGAUCAUCCCCCCCCCCCAAACUUAAAUGUUUGUAAUUCAUUCAAAAUUGUAUUUUUUUAAAAUUCUAUCUCACCUUUAAAAUAGAAAGCAUGGGUAACAUUUGCAUUUAGUUCAGUCACAAUUUGAGUUAAGAGGGUGACAAAUUUGUCAGGAAAUUCAAAAAGUUACGCUGUGAACCUUUGAACAAUAAAUAAUAGUUGUCUCUCUCUACCAGUUAUGUGCUUUGUCAAAAAUAAAGGUUCACAGCAGUUAGAUUUCAUUGUCAAAGAAAGAGAAACAGGUGCUCCUAACUGAAACUGCCUUUAUUACAAUAUUACAUAAAUUUGUUUAUUCAACAGUUUUGGGGAUUUUUUUUACAAAUGGAGGCUAGAACUCUUCCAAAAUGGCUGAAGUUUUGUAUCAACAAUGAUGAUGACAUAACUUCUAAAUUGUUUUUUGUAUAAAGUGUUUAAAAAAAUUCAAGGUAAUAAAGCAGGGGUUCUCAACCUGUGGGUCGCUGCCCCCUAGGGGGUUGAAUGACAAAUUGCCAAGGGUCGCCUAAGACCCUCGGAAAUUUGGAAUUUUUGUCUAUUCAUCAUUGAAAGUUGUUUUUUUUUUGUCAAUUCUAAUGUGCUGUAACCAGCAGAUUUGAACGCUACUUGGUAUUAAAACUAUUUCAUAUCCCUUUCUGUUUAAUAUUGUGAUGCACCUUCUUCUUCCAGUUCCAAGAACAAAUCUAUGCGAACCAAGGUUUUCCAGCUUUUAGUUAUUAAGUCCAAAUUCAGAUGCAGAAUUUGAUUCGUUGUGCUACUAGAUUCUGUGGAACGGAAACAAGCUCAACCUUCGCACUAUCAUAGGUGUGUUUGUAAAUACUGUCACUAUUUCUGUAACAAUGUAGUUUACUGUAUCAAAGAUUGUUAACCACACUUCACCAUAUUUGUCAAAUUGUCACUUAAGUGUGUAUAUAGUGAAUAUGCAAUAGAAAAGUAAAUAAGUGUAAGUCGGAAUAAUAACCCUUUUUUUAAUUAAUUUAAUUAUAACCAAAAAAAUUUACUGUCGCCGCUUAGUUGGAAAUUAUAUUAGGGGGUCACGGAACAAAAAAAGGUUGAGAACCGCUGUAAUAAAGAAUCCAUUUGUAGAGAUAAUGAAGACUACACAUGUUAAUGUCAUGAGAAUCCACCUGUAAGGGAAAUGAGAAAUCUAGUAAGGUUAAUGAUGCCAUCCACUUUUUUUUCUGUGCACAAACUAAUGUAAUUAACUAAACCACUUUCUUUUUUCUUUCAAUAUUUUUUUUUAAAGUCUGUAUUAUAGUCUAAUCAUAAUAAAAUAAAUUCAUUAUAUUUUAUGUUAUCUGCAAUUAAUAAAUCAGAAUUUUUACUGAUUUAUUUUACACUGUGAAUGAAAUUGAGUGCUGAAUAUGUCUUGGUAUUUUUAGAAGUUCAAUCCAGGGACCUGAAUUCCUAAGUAAGCUCUUGUUUAGAAUUUCUCUUUUCAAAUGAAAAUACUUUUAAUCCUUAAAGUAGAAAUCUUGAAAAGAAAUGCUAUCAAGCAUUAAUUAAUUAAUAAGUCCUAAUGCAAUACUGUAUUCACCAGAGUGCACUUAACAUGAAGCUUGUAACUUAUAGACAGAACAGUCUUGACCCCCAAACAAACUAGUCACUUCUAUUUAUAGGUUUCAAACUGAAACUUCUCCCAGUGGAUAUAACAUAAAAACUUUGCAUUUACAAUAAUUUACUACCUUUACAUGUUUACCAUUCUUUGUAGAAAUUUGAAUCUUCAAGAAACUCAUGUGUAAGUAAACUUCCUUUUUACACUUCUCCCGAGACAUUGACAUGUACACAUGCUUUUUUAAAAAAUAUUUUAUAAAUUCACCUAAUUUAUUUGCAAUUUUCUAAUGGGAUCGUCUGACAUUUUACAGCCUUGAUAUUUUGUGGCUCCAUUAAUAUGACUAUAUAAUUUUCUGUAGCCUUAUUUACUGUUUGACUUUUUUUAAAAUCCUAGAACAAAUAAAUUUAUAUAUAUAUAUAUUUAUAAUUUAUAUUCCAAUGUUGUAUUGUUAUAAAUCUCUAGUAUAACAAAAUGUUGCAUUAAAGAUUAUCAAAAAUGUUGCUUUUGCUCAUCACAAAAGUUAUGUAGUUUAGUUUAGCUUGACAUAAUGCCUGCAUGACAGAAACAAAAUGCACUGUUCAUCAUAGCUACAUGUUGCUGUUUCAUUGCUUAUUUGCUGUUUUAUAUAAAUGCUGUAUAUCUCAUUGCAAUAGAGAUAUUUAUAAUUUCUGUGAUCCUAGUUACCUUACUUCAUGACAUACAAAUGUUGACACUUGUAUACCGGUACAUAAUUUAAAAUGCACUUGUCAACCUUCUUUUUUUUUUUUUUUUUAUUUGUAUUGUUUCUCCUUGAUGUUCAGGUUUUACAUUUUUGUACUCGUGAUAUUCAGGAAACUUUAUCUGCAUAAUCAAGAAGGUGUAAUAUGGACAAGAGAAAACUUUUUUUUAAACAUUUUAUUUAUACUAAUUUAGCAUCAUUUUUUUUUACUUUGUUAAUUAUUGCUACAUGACUAUUAAAUCUAUUAGCAAAAUAUGAAAUUUAAUGAUGUAUCGAUUCUAUCAACAUGCUUGAUUAUUAAUGUUUUGCAUCAAUGUUUUACAGUAUAUGUUUCAUGUAACUUCUGAAAUAUUCUUUUAUCAUAUUGUGAUACUCAUACCAAAUGAUAUUUUUUUAGUUCUGCUCAAUUUCCAUAAAUAAUCAGUAUUUCGUUAUUUAUAUUCCUGCACACUCUUAAAAAAAAAUUUACAUAUCACAUUGUUUAAUUAGCAAUUUUGUCCUUUUUAUAUUUCUUUAUCAUUUUCUCCCUCAAAAAUGGAUAGAUGUUUUCUCUAGUUCUAUAGUUUUAUUGGUUACUUGACAGGUUUUUUGUUCAUGUUGUUUAUCAACUAUCUCCUAAACGUCGUCUGCCCUUUAGGCAAUAAGGUCUCUUAGAGGAAAUUUAUUUUACUUACUUUUUGUAUAACAAGGCAGAUAGCAAAAAAAAAUAUUUUUUUUCAUAUUGCAUUUUUAGCUAAAGACUUUGCCCUUUGAUUUUCAAAGCAAAAGAGAACAAAAUUGAAUCCUGCUAUUGCAGUGGGAAGGCUUUAAAAAAAGGCUGAAGAUAAGAUUAGAUCUACCCCUUUCCUAGUCAAGAUGGACCCCCAUUUCCUGGCUAUUCAUUUUCUCUUUUCAACACUUGGAUUCAUUGUUGCUACAUUCCUUAAGAAGCUAAUUGUCAAAACAUCCACUCUAUGUCUAUCCAUAAUGUACAUUGAAUAGAACAUUGAAAUGUAAACAGUCUUAGUUAUAAAAGAAAAUAACGUUGCAAUUGAUUUUUCAUGCUUUAUAAAUACAUUUAAAAAGGGUU